UGUGACGUAGUUAGUUUUGGAGGCGUUGUCACCGUCUGCUUCUAAACCCUGAGGCGGCGAAAAGACGUCCAUUGAGAGGACCCUGAGAGUGUCCGGAGUCAAAUACUUUGAAACGUACUCUACGUCUUAUACAAAUAGCUCCACUGAGUAAUCUGAACCUCUCGAAAUGAUCAAAAACGGUCACCACGCAGCAAGCGAGCAGCGGGACGACGCGGGUCAGCCGAGAGGCUCCUCGGGGUGCAGCCCGGAGAAAAGGAAGCGGGUCGUCCGGCUGUGGUGCGACGGCUGUUAUGACAUGGUUCACUACGGUCACUCCAACCAGCUGCGACAGGCCAAAGCCAUGGGAGAUUACCUCGUAGUCGGAGUGCAUACAGAUGCUGAGAUUUCCAAGCACAAGGGUCCUCCGGUCUUCACUCAGGAAGAACGCUACAAGAUGGUACGGGCCAUCAAGUGGGUGGAUGAGAUGAUCGAAGGAGCCCCAUACGUCACCACACUGGAGACUCUGGACAAGUACAACUGUGACUUCUGUGUGCACGGAGAUGACAUCACGCUGACGGUGGAUGGUAAGGACACGUAUGAGGAGGUGAAGCGUGAAGGCCGCUACCGAGAAUGUAAACGCACACAGGGCGUCUCCACCACUGACCUGGUGGGACGAAUGCUUCUCAUGACCAAAACCCAUCACAGCAACAUGGAUAAUCCAGAUUACCAGCAGCAUACAGACAAUUUUGGAAAAGGUCCUAAAGGCCACAGUCCAUGGACAGGAGUGUCGCAGUUCCUACAGACAUCCCAGAAGAUUAUCCAGUUUGCCUCAGGAAAGGAGCCUCAGCCUGGAGACACCAUCAUCUAUGUGGCCGGGGCAUUUGACCUCUUCCACAUUGGCCAUGUUGACUUCUUAGAGAUGGUCUAUAAGCAGGCGGAGAGGCCCUACGUCAUCGUGGGUCUGCACUUUGAUCAGGAAGUGAAUCGGUACAAGGGGAAGAAUUAUCCAAUCAUGAACAUCCAUGAGAGGACGCUGAGUGUCCUGGCCUGUCGGUAUGUGUCCGAGGUGGUGAUCGGUGCUCCCUAUGCAGUGGGAAAAGACCUGCUGGAUCAUUUUAAGGUUGACCUGGUGUGUCAUGGCAAGACGGAGGUGAUCCCAGACAAAGAUGCAUCAGACCCCUACGCUGAGGCUAAGAAGAGGGGGAUAUUCAAGACCAUCGAUAGUGGGAACAACCUCACCACUGAUGACAUUGUCCAGAGGAUCAUUGAAAACAGGUUGCAGUUUGAAGCCAGGAAUCAGAAGAAGGAGGCCAAGGAGAUGGCGAUGAUCGAGGCGAUGAAGAGGAGAGAGCAGCAGGAGCAGAGUGAAGGUGUUGCUCAGAGUGAAGGUGUUGCUCACUAGUGAGACCUCAGACCUGGUUCUGUGUCUGAUUUACUCGUCCUGGUACACACAGCUUUAAGAGGGUGGACUGAACUGACCCAAACAGACGGCCAUAUUGGACCUGGCUGGGGGGGGACGCAGAACCCUGCUUUAGAUAUUUGUUGCACACUGCUGGCUUAGCUUCUCUCAGCCUUUAUCAAUACUGACGGAUCCAGCCUAAACUAUAUGAUCUGCCGUGACACAACACAAAGAAUCCAAACUCAUAUUACGUUUUAUCCCUUUUAAACCGCUUGUCUUCCACAGUGAACCUUUUAAUGAUAUCUUCUGUCAUGUAGUGUUUUUUUCCAGGAAAUCGCACACUAUGUGAUCCUGUUUAGGUGUCGAAUUUUGUGAUAAGCCAUAACUUGAAAUGUUAAUAACAUUGUCAGUUGUUUUUUUAGUUUUUUUAAACCAUCUAUUCUUUAAGAAGUGUCAUCAGUCUCAUUGAAUGUGGUCUAUAUUUCAAUACACUGAAUAAUAGAUUUAAUUGAAUUUCUAAAAGUAACUUUGUUUUUUUCCAUUCUGGACAAACAUAAUUAUUAGUAUGUUAAGUGAUCUGUGGAAUAGUCUUUUAAUUUUAAAUGUGCAUUUUAAUUCCCAGAUUUUGCACCGAGUCUGCUUGUGUUUGUCUGUGUGUGCGUGUGCGUGUGCGUGCGCGGGAGAGUGUGAGAGAGCGUAAGAGAGAGGGAGUUGAGUGAGGUCAGCGAGUGAGUGUUUGCGCUGUAAUCAACAGUAAUUUUGUGCCUCAUUCCACAAGCUAUAACUAAUUUAAGGGCUGUGAAUUGUAUCAAAAAGUCUAAACUGUGUCUCUAGAACUGUUGGUAAAGUCUCUGCUCAUACUACUAAGUAUCAAAUAACUUAAUUAACUGGGACUCGGUAUCACGGUCAAACUGCCUGUGCAAAUAUUCAUUGAUUGCUUUUCUUGUUGUAUCGGGCAAAUUACUCUGAGAUGAAUUAUAAAUGAUGCGAUGCUCUGGAAUGAAUAUAUUUAGUUACUAAAGUUACUAAAUAGUAGAUGGGAAUGGAACCACCUUUCAAUCACUAUAAUGCAAUGUGUAAACCUCUGCUUUAAUAAAUGAAUGGGUAUUAUGGCAAAGGGUCAUCUGA
Molecule: messenger RNA, 2506 nt
Organism: Cyclopterus lumpus (lumpfish)
Lineage: Eukaryota; Metazoa; Chordata; Actinopteri; Perciformes; Cyclopteridae
Gene: pcyt2
Product: phosphate cytidylyltransferase 2, ethanolamine
Exons: 12
Coding region: 167-1381 (404 amino acids)
Biological process (GO): phosphatidylethanolamine biosynthetic process
Cellular component (GO): cytoplasm
Molecular function (GO): ethanolamine-phosphate cytidylyltransferase activity
Source: RefSeq, a predicted model, not a curated record